AUGCAUUCUCCAUCCGUGGCCUCUAAGCCUAAACGCAUUGUGGUCGGAAUCACCGGCGCAACGGGCACAGUCUUCGCCAUCCGUCUCCUCGAACAACUCAAGCAACUAGGAGUCGAGACGCACCUCAUCCUGAGCAAGUGGGCAUCCGUCACAAUGAAGUACGAAACCGAGGUCCCCGACGCGCAUCUCCGCUCCCUCGCGACCUACAACUACUCCGCCCGGGAUCUGGCCGCCCCGAUCUCCAGCGGUUCCUUUCUGCACGAUGGCAUGAUCGUUGUACCCUGCAGUGUGAAGACCUUAGCAGCCGUGCGGAUGGGCUAUUGCGAGGAUCUGAUCGCUCGCGCCGCGGACGUCAGUUUAAAGGAAGGCCGGAAACUGAUGCUGGUGGUACGCGAAACCCCGUUGAGCGAGAUCCACCUAGAAAACAUGCUGGCCUUACGACGAGCGGGCGCCGUGAUCUUCCCUCCCGUGCCUGCCUUUUAUACGAAGCCCCAGGGGUUGGAUGAUCUUGUGGAUCAGAGUGUGAUGAGAAUGUUGGACAAUUUCGGGAUCACGCUGGAGACAUCUCCACGGUGGAAUGGGUUGCGGAGAGACUCAUGA
Aspergillus fijiensis CBS 313.89 is the source of this 600-nucleotide messenger RNA. Its product is annotated as UbiX family flavin prenyltransferase. The record is from RefSeq and is a predicted model, not a curated record. The coding region runs from base 1 to 600 and encodes 199 amino acids. The transcript has a single exon. Gene Ontology annotation, molecular function: carboxy-lyase activity. NCBI's taxonomy places the organism in Eukaryota, Fungi, Ascomycota, Eurotiomycetes, Eurotiales, Aspergillaceae.